ACGUCAAUUCUAGUCGACACAGCUACCAUGCUAUCAGCGCAUUUCUAGAAACUCUGUUAGUUUCGGAUGCGUCAAACCGUGUUUUUACAGAACAGCAUCACCGUGGCUUUCCAUUGAAAGACAUUUACACCACAGUAGUAGGUAGUGUCUGCUUCAGGAAGGUUUUGUGAAAAAAUGCUGGCUGAAAAAGUUAGCUGUAACGCCAGCUAGUAAUGUUAUGUCAACUUGGCUUUUAGCUUGCCUUCUAACGUUAUCUUAACGUUGCAUUGGUGAUAACAAAGUAUUUACUCUAUUUACCCUGUAUCAUUUGUUGGUGUAUGUGUUCAUUAUAUAGUUACUGUAACGUUGCAGGUAUAAAUGUGUAGUUGGUUGUAGUUGUCACGUUUCUCAUAGUCUGUUUAGGGUAGCCAAGUAACGUUAACAUUACUCACGUGUCAGAAACCUAGCAUUGGCUGAUGCUAACUGUUGGUUCUGACCUGGUUCUGACAGGGUAUGUGACAAAAAAUAGAGCUUGAUUAGUAAAUGUCCAGAUAAUCUGUUAAACUUCCAUUUGGUCUUAUGAUUUAGUAAUAUCAAUAUCUAACAUUGGCCAUUUGGACCUAUGGUAACGUUAUAAGAUAGCGAUGAGCAGUGGGAACAAAGCCAUAGAACUUCAGAUGCAAAUGCGUCAGAAUACUGAAGAUCUCCAAAACUUCAUGAGAGAACUUGACAACUGGGAAGCUGACAUAAAGAAGAAGGACGAACAUCUGCGUACAGCGAACGAGGGAGACAGCACAACAAAUAUACCUCCGGUGAGAAACAAAGAUUUCAAAAAGAAGAAGCGUAAAACAAAAUGCAAAAUAUCAGACAAGGAUGCUCACACUGAAGACAAGAAAUCAAGUCGCAUUAAGUCAUAUGACUAUCAGUCCUGGGAGAAAUUUGAUGUGGACAAAGCUCUGGAUUCAGUAGACAAGGAGGAGAGUCAAGAGGAGUCAAACGAGUCAGAUUCUGAGGACGGUGCGGUUAAGGUUGACCAAGAGGCAGCUCUGGCUGAGAAGGAAAAGGGUAACCAGCUUUUUAAGCAAGGAAAGUAUGAUGAAGCUCUGGAGUGCUAUACCAGAGGCAUGGAUGCUGACCCCCAUAACCCCAUCCUUCCUACCAAUAGGGCUGCUUGCUUCCUCAGACUCAAAAAGUAUGCUGUUGCUGAGUCCGACUGCAAUUUGUCUAUUGCGCUGGACAGUAAAUACAUCAAAGCUUAUGCUCGAAGAGGAGCUGCACGCUUUGCCUUAGGGAAUUAUCACUCCGCUUUAGAAGAUUAUGAGACAGUUCUCAAGCUGGAACCUGGCAACCUGGAGGCUCAGAAUGAGCUGAAAAAAGUCAAAGAGGCCUUGGCUACAGCGGGACCCUCAGAGAAAGGAGAGGAAAGAGAAGCGGGGGAGACUGUGAUGGACCCCGCCCAGCAGAGCAAGCUCGAGGAGCAGCAGAAAAGACAGGAGGCAGUGUUGCACAAGGACCGGGGCAAUGCUUACUUCAAAGAGGGGAAAUAUGAAGCUGCCGUAGAAUGCUACACACAGGGCAUGGAGGUAGAUGCUACCAAUGUUCUCCUUCCAGCCAACCGAGCGAUGGCUUACCUGAAACUGGAGAGAUUUGCAGAAGCAGAGGAUGACUGUGGUAUAGCCAUAGCUUUGGAUGGCACCUAUUCCAAAGCCUUUGCCAGACGGGGAACAGCCAGAGCCGCCCUGGGAAAGCUGCAAGAAGCCAAAGCAGACUUUGAAAAAGUGCUGAAGUUGGAGCCUGGAAACAAGCUAGCUGUAAAUGAACUCAACAAGAUUAAAAUGGAUAUUAAUGCGGGCCGAACGUCAGUCGGCGAGCACACCCAGAGAAGAGUAGUCCAGCCAAUAAGCAAGCCACCCCACUUGCGCUCAACUAAGCCACUAAGAAGGGUGGAAAUUGAGGAGAUCAAAGGAGAUAUCGCCCCGUCCGACAGGUCCCUUAGCACGGAGGGUGCAUCUGUCCCCCUUAAACCUCGGGUCCCAUCACCACUGGCAGUUCAGGCUGAGAGUGAGGCGAAAGGUGAAGGGUCAUCACUAGGCUCAUCCCCGUCUGCCAAAAUACAGAAGAUUGAGGAGCUGCCGGACCCAGUUCCACAAUCUCCAACCAAGGGACCUGAGGGUGAUGGUUCAAAAGCCUCAAGGAGUAAGCCAGUAGAGAGGCUCCCAGACGCCUCAGAACAGGCCGCCGCCACCUCAAGCCACCAGGAGUCUGUCGUCCUACCGCCCCCGCCAGGCAACAGUUUCCAGUUCGAGGCUGACUUGAGGAAGAUUGGAGAAAGGCCUGAAAUAAUUUACAGAUAUUUAAAGCAAAUUCAACCAGAGGCUUACACCAGAAUUUUUCAGAACUCCCUAGAACCUGAAAUUUUGGAUCAGAUUUUGAGGACUCUCCAAAAUUACUACAUCAAGAAUGAAGAGCCUACACUCAUCCUGGAGAUCCUCAAGAGCCUGGCGAGCGUGAGGCGAUUCGACAUGGCAGUCAUGUUCAUGUCAUCGGCAGAGAAGAAAGUGAUCCAGGAGCUGUUUGAGGCUCUGCAGCAAGCAGGACUUAGGGAUGCAUCCGUCCAGGCCCUGCAGAAGAAGUAUGGAGUAUGACAUCUGCGCUGAGAGGAGAACUAUGGCAAAGGCAGCUCUCCAGAGCUGCCGACGAAUGAAUAUAUCCGACCAGGUGGAGCUGAAGUACGUUUCUGGGAUAUUACAUUGUGGAAUAUAGCCCUGGAAUUGACACUGACACUGCAAAGACCCAGUAGGGCCAAAGGAGGCGGUGAAUGAAUUUCACAAGUGUGAUUGUGCUUUACAUUGAAUUAAAUGU
Molecule: messenger RNA, 2841 nt
Organism: Sardina pilchardus (European sardine)
Lineage: Eukaryota; Metazoa; Chordata; Actinopteri; Clupeiformes; Clupeidae
Gene: rpap3
Product: RNA polymerase II associated protein 3
Exons: 16
Coding region: 624-2624 (666 amino acids)
Cellular component (GO): protein folding chaperone complex
Molecular function (GO): protein binding
Source: RefSeq, a predicted model, not a curated record